UCCACGAAAUCCAGGGACGCGUGGAUGCAACAUGAGUCAACAAAUCCGAGCUGCCCAACUGCUGCGAGAGGCAGCAAAUUUGCUGCAAUCACCGGUAACUACUGUGACAAGCACAGUACCGCCAUCUACUGGUACAACUUCAACCAGCUCUACACCAGCUGUCCAAGCUAUAAGAUCGUUAUUUGGACCAUAUAACAGACGGAGCUAUGGACGUCGAGGGGGGCGAGUUGAACAGCCAGAAAAAAGACAACCGGUGUCAUAUUGGACACAUAAGUUUGCUGUCAUUCCCAGAUGCAAACAGGAAACGGUACCAAACAGGGAAGAAAAAUAUGGGCUGUACUCCAUGGGAUUUGGCGAGAAGCGUCUAACCAUGGUCAAGUCAACAAAUUCGUUGGACUUUACCACUGCGUUGGAAAAUGCCUUCCCGAAAUUAAAGGCAUUCGGAUAUCCCUUGAAGUAA
Messenger RNA from Mya arenaria, 460 nucleotides. RefSeq lists its product as uncharacterized. The record is from RefSeq and is a predicted model, not a curated record. The transcript is spliced from 4 exons. Bases 32 to 460 code for a protein of 142 amino acids. NCBI's taxonomy places the organism in Eukaryota, Metazoa, Mollusca, Bivalvia, Myida, Myidae.